Messenger RNA from Entamoeba nuttalli P19, 429 nucleotides. RefSeq lists its product as hypothetical. The record is from RefSeq and is a predicted model, not a curated record. The coding region runs from base 1 to 429 and encodes 142 amino acids. The transcript has a single exon. Lineage: Eukaryota; Evosea; Mastigamoebida; Endamoebidae.
AUGAAAAAACUGAAAAAGAAAAGAUAUUGUGUUACUUUAAAUCCAAUGAACAAUAAGGGAAAUAAAGCUAAAACUAAUUAUUUUUAUAAGAUAUUAAAGACGAUACGUGAAUAUAUUAUUCAACAAUUAAAUGAUUUAUUGAAAUGGUUAUUUGGAGAAAUGAUUCAAAAUGAAUGUAUUGAAAAUAAUAUUGAAAUAUUUGAUGAUGAAGAUAUACUAGAUCUUGAUUGUAUACCUCGUGGAUCAGAAAAAUUUUUAAACCAAUAUAAUCAAGAUGAAUUAGCUGACAAAGUGUUAAAAUAUAAAGUUAAACAUGGUCCAAAUUCAGGAAGUUCUAUUAAAGAAGUUUUAGAAAGAAAAGGUAUUAAUAAUAUCAAAAUUGAGUUUGAUACAUCUGAUUAUUAUGUUCACAAAGUUUGUUUCUUUUAG